Molecule: messenger RNA, 756 nt
Organism: Misgurnus anguillicaudatus (oriental weatherfish)
Lineage: Eukaryota; Metazoa; Chordata; Actinopteri; Cypriniformes; Cobitidae
Source: RefSeq, a predicted model, not a curated record
AUGAAGAUUCUUCUGGGUUUCUUCAUAUCCAUACAUCUGAUCACUUCUAACUCAAAUGGGUUAACAUUAAAAGGUCGCUUUAGUCCUCUGGUUGUUCCUCUGGGAAGUUCAGUGGUUCUUCCCUGUUUUGUUGACACACCCUUACCACUGGAGGAUCUGGAGGUGGAUUGGAAAAGAUUGGACACACAGACUCUCAUUCAUCUGUAUCAAGAUGAAGAUAUCAGAUCAGAGGCUCAACAUCAGGAUUAUCAUGAUAGAGCUCAUUUCUUCACUGAAGACAUUAAACAUGGAAACUUCUCACUCAUGUUGAACAAUCUGACAGCUGAAGAUGAGGGACAAUACACAUGUAAAGUUCACACUGGACAAACAUCUGGAGAAACUGUGGUGGAAAUUAAACAUGUUGAGCGUUUGAUAGUGUCAGGAUCAAGUCGCUCCUUUUCUGCAUCUGUGGGUUAUGAUGUCACUUUGAACUGCUCUGUGAACUCUCACAUCAAACCUGAAGAGUUUACUCCCUUGCUCGUCCGGAUUUCAAUAAAGCUCGGAGAUAUAUACGUUCUUCUUUAUCAAUACAAUGAAACUUUAUCAGAAUCAUCAGAUGAGCGAUACAGAGACAGAGUUGAAUUCUUCACUGAUGAAAUCCACAGAGGAAACUUCUCUCUCAGACUGAAGAGACUCACAACUGAAGAUAAAGGCGUUUACAUCUUUGAGAGCCUGUGCGCUUUACCUGAUGUUGCAGAGCGAGCAUGUGAACGGUGA